Schistocerca piceifrons (Central American locust) is the source of this 2115-nucleotide messenger RNA. Its product is annotated as integrin beta-PS-like. The transcript has 11 exons. Gene Ontology annotation, molecular function: integrin binding. The record is from RefSeq and is a predicted model, not a curated record. Gene Ontology annotation, cellular component: integrin complex; focal adhesion; cell surface. NCBI's taxonomy places the organism in Eukaryota, Metazoa, Arthropoda, Insecta, Orthoptera, Acrididae. The coding region runs from base 1 to 2115 and encodes 704 amino acids. Gene Ontology annotation, biological process: cell adhesion mediated by integrin; cell migration; cell-matrix adhesion.
AUGGAGAUAUGUGCAGAUGAUUUCAUCUUCAACCCACAAAAUAAAAUUGUAGUAACAUCAGGAGAAGUUCUGAGCAGUUUCUCACCACAAAGGAUCUCUGCAGAGCUUAGAGCAAAUCAGAAGCAUUACAUAAAUUUUACCUACGAAGUGCAGAAUUUGCCACUAGAUCUCUAUGUACUGAUGGAUCUGUCUGGCUCAAUGACUGAUGAUAAAGAUAAAUUAUCCAGCCUUCAGCAAUCACUAGAAGAAUUUAUGAACAACAUUACAUCAGAUUACAGAAUUGGAUUUGGCGCCUUUGUGGAUAAACCCACAGCACCAUACAUCAGGACGCACGAGGACUGGAUAAAACAUCCAUGCAGAAAUCGAAGUGUCCCUUGUGAUCCAGCUUAUGAAUUCAGAAACCACUUGAGCCUACAAAAAAAUAUCACGUUGUUCACUGAAACAGUUCGAAAAGUGAACAUGUCUGGGAACUUUGAUGCUCCAGAAGGAACUUUAGAUGCAGUCCUCCAGGCUGUCACAUGCACAGAACGCAUCAACUGGCGCAACAACUCUCGCAAGGUGGUGUUGGUAGCCACAGACAAUGGAUUUCACAUAGCUGGUGAUGGCAAGUUAGGGGGCAUCAUAAUUCCAAAUGACGGUGACUGUCAUUUAGAUAGUGAAGGCUACUAUUCUAUGUCAGUAUCGCAGGACUAUCCUUCAAUAUCUCUAAUUACUCAGAGAGUUCAAGAAGAAUCUGCUCAUGUAAUUUUUGCUGUGACAAGCAAUAGAAUUGAAGUGUAUCAAGAACUGGAGAAAUUAUUACUGGGAUCAAGAGUUGAAGUUUUAUUGGAGGAUUCUUCCAACAUAGUUACACUAUUGCAAAAUCAAUACAAUGAAAUUUCUGCAUCUGUUGAACUGAAAGAUGAUGCAGAAUAUGUAUCUGUAACAUACUACCCCAAAGGACCAGAUGGAAGUGUGUCAGAAGGUAAUAAAAUAUCAAUGCUGAAGAGUGGUGAUAUAAUCAAUGUGACAGCAGAAAUUAUUGUGAAAGACCCACCAAAUAUGAAUGAUUUAAUGUGGAAAGAAAAUUUUCAUAUAAUGGCAGUUGGUAUAAGGGACAGCAUUGCAGUGGAUUUACAAGUGUUCACUGACUGUCCUUGCAGUAAGGAAAAGAAGCCUAAUGCCUCUGAAUGCAAUGAAAUGGGAACUCUCGUAUGUGGGAACUGUGCAUGCAAUUCAGGUAGAUUUGGAGAAAGGUGUGAAUGCAAUGGUACAGAUAUUUUAGAUGAUGAAGAAGUUUGUCGUAGCAGCAACUCCUCUGAAAUUUGUUCAGGACGAGGACGAUGCAUUUGUGGAAAGUGUUACUGUGAAGAAAAAGAGGUUAGUGGUUCCAAAUGUGAUACUCUAAGGGAUUGUGUUAAAUGCAUGGUUGACAAUGAAGUAGUCAAGGAUCAGUGUGUAAACUGCAACUUCACUUUCACACUGACAGAGAGUGUUGAAGUCAAUGAAGAAAAGAAUGAGGUCCAGUGCUUCAUAGAAGGUGAAUGCAAACGUUCAUUUGUGUACUACACAAAUGAAAUUAAUGGAGAAGUAGUGGUACGAGCAUCAAGGAAUGAAAUCUGUCCUCAGAGGGCCAACAUAGCUUUCAUAUCUGGAAUUUUUCUUGGAGCAGCUCUCCUGCUGGGAAUCAUAUGUCUCAUUAUAUGGAAGUUGCUGACCAACUAUUAUGAUCAAGUGCAGUAUGCAAAAUUCGAAGAAGAAGCAAAAAGAGCCAGAAUGAAUGCAUUUUGGAGGUCUUACAGUAUUAAAGAUGCCAUUUUCAAUGUUGCCAGUGCAUGGAGUGAUUUGUCAGUGUCAAAUCUCAAGAACGGCUGGAAUAAACUUUGGCCUCAACCUAGAGGUGAAGAAUCGGAGAAACCCGAGUGUGUGACAGUUGACGAGAUGGUCAAUUUGUGCAAUAAUUUACAAAUCAGCAAAAAUUUGACGUCAGAAGAAGUAUCAGAGUGGUUAGAGUGUGACAAAGUGGACGGGGGUUUUCAAAUUUUGAGUGAUGAUGAAAUUGUUGCCAGCGUAAGUGCCACCAAAGAAGAAGAAGAAGAAGAAGGGGCUGAUGAAGACGAGUGUUCAAACCAUUAA